UUUUUUGUCAACUCAUACUUCUAGUGAUUCAGAACAUACCGGGUUAUACCGGAAAUCUACAUAUACUUCCGCUAUGUAGAUGAACUGGAAUUGAUACACUCAAAUUAAGUAUUUGGAAUAAAAAGAAGAAUCUUUGGCAAUAAAUUAAAGCCAACACAAGUUUUUGGGUCCAUAUUUUAUCGAGUGAAAAAAACAACGUUCGUAUCAGUUAAAGAACUUUCAGAUGUUUAUAAAAAGGAAGGAACGUUUUCGCCAACUAAAGUGAUUGAAUCUGAUUUAGGGGGCUGUUAAGAUCAUUUAGAAGUAAUUUUAAAAAGCUAGGUAUUAAAUCUUAUUUGAACUUGUAUUGUGAAAAUAAUUGCGAAUUUUUGGAUCUCACAAGACCAAUACCUCACUCAUAUCGAGCUAUACAGAGCUGUUGGAAAUCUUGUGAACCCCAGCCACUUGAAAGGAUUACAAAGGGUAAGAGGAUAAUGGAUAUUAUAUUUUGACAAUCAUGAAGACCGAGAUAAAACACUUACAAAUGGUAUUGUUAUUCGUAAAAAGCUAAUACAAACAUAUGUAAAAUAUCCCAUGGUUGCUGAAAAUGAAAAUCCUAACAAUGUUCGUGUUAGAAUAAAACAAUAUACCUUGCUCAGCGGACGACGGUCAAAUUCAGAGAGCCCUUGAGGAUUUGUAACUGAGUUGUACAUACACUGUUUCGUGAAAGGCUAAGAGUUGAUGGACGUGUGAGAAAUUGUCAGACUGGCGAUUGCAUUGCGAUAUGUGACCCAAUACUCAAUCCUUUGCCAAAAACUUUAUUUAUUGGUAAAUACAGAGCAGUAGUUCUCCAUCGAGGUCAGGUAGAUACCCGUACAAACAUUACAUGUAAUAAAUGUCUACAAGAGGGACAUAAAUCUUUUGAGUGUCCAAACGAUUGGGUGUGUAGGACAUGUGGUGGCAGCGGUCAUAAAGCAAGCUAUUACACUACUUGCCCAGACGAUUUGGUAGACAGACUUGCGGGAAAUCUGGUUAUACGGCAAAAUACUGCAAAGCAGACUCUAGUUAUUCCAGUGAAGAUAGCCAAUCAGAAUCUUAGUCAGAUUCAGUCAUUUCUAUCCGUCCGGAAAGCAGUCAAAAUGAAAAGCAAAAAAAAAAAAACAAAGAGCAGCUGAUGCAGAAAAAAGGCACUUAGAUUCACCUUCAAUAAGCAGCCAAGUAAUGAUGUUUACAAUCAUGUCAUUAACAAUCUUGAUGAUCAAUCAAACCAAAGUGAGAAAAAAGCAAGAAAGACAUGUUAAAAAAGCUAAACGGACAAAAAAUAAAAGAGAAAAACAAAAUAUUGAUAAUGAUCAGCCGAGCAUGGAACGGUUCCUAGCAGAUACCUUUAGAACUCCAUCACAUAAAACCAAUUAAGAGCAAAAAACGCGUACUAAACAAACUGCAAGUACUCCUACUGAUGAGCUUCACAAGAGAGAAGAACCUGUGAAAAAAAAAACGUUAUCUUAAGCUCAUGUAUAUAAUUACUACCAAUUAUAAAUCUUCAUGGUUUUUAUAUUGUAUAUAUUGUAUAUAUAUAUAUUUGUUUACUUUGUAGCACAAACAUAGAAUGUGUUUAUCAAGUGAACAAAAUCAUAAUUUGUGAAUGUGAUGUCUGUAUUGUAGAUAGCAUACAUUCAAAAGGGAUUUAUCAGCAUAUUUGUUUAUUUAAAAAUGUAGUAAAUUUCGCAUAUAUAAAAUUUACAAAUGAAAAAUGCAGAGAGUAUGAAUUUAAAGAUGUUAAAACUGUUUGGACGGAAAUUUUUGUUCCACACGCAUCUCAAACAAAUGAGCACUGAAAUAAAGAAGUGCAUGAUCACCAUGUGUCAAAGUCAUUCAGAAAUUUUUCAUUGGCACACAUUAAAUCCCUUAUCAAAAAAGAGAUUCUUUAAAUGAAGUAAAAAACAGUCAGUCUCCUUUAAUUUAAGAGUACAAUUUCAGUAAACGUCAAUCUCAAGAAGUCCUUUUCUUCAGGAUAUGAACAGAAAACAUCAGCUGAAAUCACCAAUCUAAAAAUAUAUGCUGAAUCUACUACAUAUUGCCACACGAUUAUGGUAAACUUAAAAAAAAACAUCCAAAAAGUUUCUCCAAUUCUUGAAAUUUAAUAUCCCACACACUUGCGUUAUAGACAUAGUUCAAGAAUAUAGCACUUUGAGUAAGGUCAUUUGGCUAAUAAUAACAUUCCGUGGUACGAUUUAUUCCAGAUCUGAAAAAGAAAAUAAAAGUUGUAAAUACACAAGAACCACCCUAGCUAUUACAAUUACAGUAUGUGACAAUUUUAAUGUUUACAAAAAACAAAACGUUUUCGGAAAGUCAGUUUUGAAGCUAAACAUAAAAAUUAACUUUACCAAUCCUAUGUAAAGGUCUAAAAAUAACUUUGUGUUUAUCUGAGUCACGAUAGACAACAGGUUUUCAAAUGUUGAUAGUUUUGAAUAGAUCGUUUAAGAGAUUAACGAUUACAAUACUUUAAUAUUAUAAUGAAAACAAAAAAUCUUCACAUUUGUUCACUAAAUUGUCAAGGUCUAGCGAGAAAAGAAAAACGCUUUAGAUUAUUCUCUUGAUUUUAACAACAGAAAUGUUUUCUUUUAAUACGCAAGAAACUCAUUUGUCACAAGAUAUGACAAAGCAAAUUAACAAUGAAUUCCAUGGCAAACAUCUGCAUAGCCUAGGAACAACAAACUCGAGGGGAGUAUCUUUCUUUAUUAACAAAUCACUUGAUUUUAAAUUAGUUAAUGAAUUUUGUAAUAAAUAAGGGAGUAUUAUCAUAGUCAAUAUGGAAAUUCAAGAUAAGAUCUUCACCUUAUUUAAACUUGUAUUCACCUAAUGAAGUUCAUGCAAGAAACCAAUUUUAUAAAAAAGGAUCAUGGCUAGUAAUUGCAGUCUAUGUAGUGUUUGUGAUAAUCGUCAAACGGCCAAAUUCUCAGUAGUCUGGUGUUCUGAAUGUGACGAAGGACUAUGCGGAGAUUGUAAAGAAUAUCACAGUAUUUCCAAGGAUACUAAAAACCACGGAACAUAUUCAAUCGCCGAGCAUACGAAGUUACCGACCGAACUGCUGCAAGUUGCUCAAGUCUGUAAAAUACAUAAAGAAGAAUACAGGUUUUUCUGUACAAAACAUGAUUGUCCGUGUUGUAAGAAAUGUAAGAAAUCUCACAAAGAAUGUAAAGGUUUAACCGACAUAAAUGAAAUUAUACAAGAGGUCAAAACUUCGAAUGCCUUUUAUGAAAUCGAACAAACCCUGCGCGAAGUCGUUGAAAAUAUCAAAAUUCUCAGCACAAACAGGAAAGAAAAUUUAGAAUUGCUAGAAAACAAGAGAAGAAAAAUAGAAGCAGAAAUAAAAUAUGCCAGGACAAAGGUAAAUCAUCACCUCGAUCAAAUUCAGGCUGAUUUGAUGAAAGAAUUAAUGGCAGUUCAACAUCAAGAAAGUAGUAAAAUACAAAAUGUAUUGUCUUCUCUAAAUCUUAAAGAAAAAGAGAUCACUGAGUUACAGGUAAACAUUGAUAAUAUUAAACAGAAAGCGUCCGAUCUUCAAGCAUUUUUAACCAUAAAAGUACUUGAAAAGAGUUUGGCAGUUGAAGAAAAAAAUAUUCAAUCGAUUGCCAAUAGUGGCAUCGUAAAUAAAGUCAAUAUAUCAUGCCAAAUUAACCAGCUAUUACAGCAAAUUACAGCCAGUGUUUCGAAGUUUGGAGAAAUUAAUGUCAGUUCUGAUCCAUAUCAGUUGCCCAUUCAGAAACAAAAAGACAGAGAAGCCCAGAUUAUGUUAGCUGUUCCAACCAGAAAUAUCGGUAAUCUGGCUUUGACGUUACAGAAACGUAUCAAUACAAAGUUAUCAGAUGUCCAAGGUUGUUCUCUGCUACCUAAGGGUAGGAUGGUAUUCUCUUGUUAUGAACAAGAGAAAAUAAAAGUUUUCAAAUCUAACGGAUCAAAAGAUUUCGAAAUCAAUGAUAUUGGUAAAGUGGUCGAUGUGGUAUUUAUUGGAGAUGGUUGUAUUGCUGUCACAUCUGGUCAUUCAAAUAAGAUUAGUAUAAUCGACAUACCAACGAAAUUGAUGUAA
Messenger RNA from Mytilus californianus (California mussel), 4069 nucleotides. Its product is annotated as tripartite motif-containing protein 45-like. The coding region runs from base 2882 to 4069 and encodes 395 amino acids. Gene Ontology annotation, molecular function: zinc ion binding. The transcript is spliced from 3 exons. NCBI's taxonomy places the organism in Eukaryota, Metazoa, Mollusca, Bivalvia, Mytilida, Mytilidae. The record is from RefSeq and is a predicted model, not a curated record.